AUGCAGUUCCUCACUCGUAUCGCUGCGCUCGCCGCUGUCGCAGCUCCGUUUGUCGCCAAUGCUGCUCCCGUCGACACCCCUCGUGCGAACGAGAUCAUCCCCGGCAAAUACAUCGUCCAGUUGAAGCCUGACACGGAUGUUGCGUCAAUUGCUGCCCACCACAACAAAGUGCGCAGCAUACAUGCUCGCAACCUGGCUCGACGAGGUGAUGAUGGCGCGGGUGGCGCUCCGGUGGAGCGCGAGUAUGGAUUUGGCAACUUCAAAGGCUAUGCUGGUUCAUUUGACGAUGCAACCGUCGAAGAACUGAAGGCUUUGCCCGAGGUCCUCACCAUUGAACCAGACUUCGUCAUGAGGAUAAGUGAGUUUGUAACUCAACCAAAUGCGCCGUUAGGUCUAGCCGGUAUCUCGUCUCGUACACCAGAACCCACUGACUAUGUCUACGACGAAAGUGCGGGUGACGGCACUUUCUCCUACGUAAUGGAUACUGGCGUCCGUAUCACUCACGUGGAUUUCGAGGGACGAGCGAUUCAUGGGUUCAAUGCUGUUGCAGGCAGUCCUGAUACUGAUGAAGAGGGCCACGGAACGCAUGUAGCUGGAACCGUUGGAGGUGCAAAAUACGGUGUCGCUAAGAAAACUAACAUCAUCGACGUCAAGGUCCUUGGUAGCGCGCAGGGGAGCGCGUCGGAUGUUUUCGCUGGCUUUGAUUGGGCGAUUAAUGAUAUCGUGUCCAAGGGUCGACAAAACACUGCCGUCAUUAACAUCUCACUCGGCUCUUCCGCUUCAACACUAUGGGACGCUGCCAUCACCGCAGCCUGGGAGAAAGGUGUCCUUGCCGUCAACGCAGCAAGAAACGAGAACAGUCCAGCCGAAAACUCCUCCCCAUGCCGUUCUCCCGAAGUUAUCUGCGUCGGAAACGCAGAGAUUGAUUUCAGCCGGCACUCUGGUCCUGGAGGCUCCAACUACGGCCCCGAGGUCGAUAUCUUCGCUGUGGGAACAAACAUCGUCUCUGCAUCUUGGCGCAGCGAUACAGCGGAAUGGAGCACAACGGGUACCUCCAUGGCCUCCCCGGCUGUAGCCGGCCUAGUCUCGUACCUCCGUGCUCUCGAGGGGCCAAGCACUGCUGCUGAGGUCAAGGCGAGGGUAUAUGAGUUGGCCACGCCAGGUGUCGUGACUGAUACCCUAGGUUCGGUGAACCUGAUGGCUUUCAACGGCAACCCUAGUGCACGCAUCGCUAGCAGCCCGAGCAAUGCUACAAAUGCCACCGUCGAGGCACGUGGAGCUUGGAAGCUAUGGUAG
This is a messenger RNA of Alternaria burnsii, 1296 nucleotides long. Its product is annotated as subtilisin-like protein. The transcript is spliced from 4 exons. The coding region runs from base 1 to 1296 and encodes 431 amino acids. NCBI's taxonomy places the organism in Eukaryota, Fungi, Ascomycota, Dothideomycetes, Pleosporales, Pleosporaceae. Gene Ontology annotation, biological process: proteolysis. The record is from RefSeq and is a predicted model, not a curated record. Gene Ontology annotation, molecular function: serine-type endopeptidase activity.